GUUCACUUCUCUCUCUCUCUAAAUAGCCCGUCUCGUCUCGUUUUCCUUCCCCGUGCCGCACGAAAGCGCACCACGCCCGGCCAGGACAGCCUUAGCUCCCGUUCCUCCCUCGUCCACUCAUCACACUCUCGAUCCAAGUCUCGUUCCAUUCGCUCCCGGGGCGGCCGGCCAGUGAGCAGUGAGCCUUGUUCCAGUCUCCACCCAUGGCGUCGCCACCUCCCCACGAGGACGCCGGCGCGGUCUGCUGCAUGUGCGGCGACCGCGGCCUGCCGCACGAGCUGUUCCGCUGCAGGUCCUGCCGCGUCCGCCUCCAGCACAGAUACUGCAGCGAUCUCUACCCGAGGGCGACGGCGUACAGGAGGUGCAACUGGUGCCUGAGGGAGCCGGCCGAAGGCCGAGGAGCAGGCAACGCGGCGGCUAACAACAAACCGGUGGAGAAACGGAAGACGGCGGUGCCGUGGGAGGUGAUGACGCCGGCCAGCUCCGUCAACGAGGGGUGCUCGAAGAGGGGGGCUGCGGAGCUCGGCCUCGGCCAGCCAGUGAAGAAGAAUCCCAAGGCCGAGGAGGGCGCGAGGAAGGGGAGUGAUGAUGGAUCAGAUGCCAACAACAGCAAGGAGCCGAUGCGGGCGGGGAAGACGCGGGUGAGGGUCAAGGUGCGACGGUACAAGCUCCUGGCAGAGGUCAUUAGCUGCUAGUAGCUAAAUUAGCUAACGAAAAAGCUGCGCAAAUUAAUAUUUAGAUGAAUUCGAACUAGAAUGGAUGUAUCGAUGAAUCAGUAAUAUGGGCGGUGCUAUUGUCGGUGCAUGAAAAUUUGGGGCUUUUCAGACAAAGGACAACUGUUGGAUUUGAAUCUUGCGCUCCUCUCUUCCUCACG
Molecule: messenger RNA, 874 nt
Organism: Phragmites australis (common reed)
Lineage: Eukaryota; Viridiplantae; Streptophyta; Magnoliopsida; Poales; Poaceae
Exons: 2
Coding region: 204-695 (163 amino acids)
Source: RefSeq, a predicted model, not a curated record